Messenger RNA from Maudiozyma barnettii, 4536 nucleotides. RefSeq names its product Tcb3p (gene TCB3). The transcript has a single exon. The record is from RefSeq and is a predicted model, not a curated record. NCBI's taxonomy places the organism in Eukaryota, Fungi, Ascomycota, Saccharomycetes, Saccharomycetales, Saccharomycetaceae. The coding region runs from base 1 to 4536 and encodes 1511 amino acids. Gene Ontology annotation, molecular function: lipid binding.
AUGUCUGAGAAGGCUACAUCAGGAGUAGAGCCUCAGGAUAAGGUUGUAACUAAUGUCGUUACCCCUGUGGCUAGUGCUGUCGCUACUGAGACAAUUAAUAAUGGAAAAAACAAAUUAGAUAAGACUUACUCAACAGGCUCUCAAAAACAUUCGAUCCGUCGCAGUAUUUCAAAACGUAGGAAAAAUGGUGAUAAUACUACUACUACCACUUCUGAUGGUGAUGAAAUAUUAGUUGCUUCUGCUGUUCAUAAUACAGGUAAAUUACCUGUCCCUAAUCCACAAGGUACAAUUGGAUCCGUGCCUUUGGAAAAAUUGCACCCUAAGGAGAUGAAACAUGUACCAUCAAGAGAUCCAAAUUUAACAGACACUUCAAUUACUGGACCAGGCGUCCUUGAUACUAUUUCUUCUAAUGAAAAGGAAGCCAUGAAAUCUUCUAUCCUGGAAGAGAACGCUGAAACUUUGUACCCUUGGAGAACAAUCGGUGAAUUCCAUUCUUCUGGUAAAGGUGUUCCAAAUACAGUGGAUUCCAAUGAAAUUAAAGCUUAUAUGAUCGAAUCAUUCUAUAAUGAUUGGUAUUAUAACAUGGCUACUGUAAUCGGUACUUGUUUCUUUGCAUGGUUACUGGCGUACUGUGGAUUUUCUUGGUGGUCCUUGGGACUUGUGUUCUUAGGUACAUCUUCUGUAUACAAUACAGAAUAUCGCCGUUUUAAUAGGAAUGUAAGAGAUGACUUGAAAAGAGUUACUGUGGAAGAAACCCUGUCAGAUAAAAUUGAAACUACUCUAUGGUUAAAUUCAUUCUUAUCGAAGUUCUGGGUUAUUUAUAUGCCUGUUCUAUCUCAACAAGUUAAAGAUAUUGUCAACCCUCAAUUGGUCGAUGCUGCUCCAGGUUAUGGUAUUGACGCCAUUUCUUUAGACGAAUUUACCCUUGGUUCAAAAGCUCCAGCCAUUAGAGGAAUCAAAACCUACACUAAGAGUGGGAAGAAUAUUGUCGAAAUGGAUUGGUCCUUCGCAUUUACACCUAAUGAUGUAUCUGAUAUGACUCCUAUCGAAGCCAAAGAAAAGAUCAACCCCAAGAUUGCUUUAGGUGUUUCUAUCGGUAAGGGUGUAAUUUCAAAAUCGAUGCCUAUCUUGGUUGAAAAUAUUAAUUGCGCAGGUAGAAUGAACAUUAAGUUAGAAUUCGGUAAGAUUUUCCCUAAUAUUAAGAUUGUCUCUGUUCAAUUCUUAGAACCACCAAUGAUUGAUUUUGCUUUGAAACCUAUUGGUGGUGAUACUCUAGGUUUAGAUGUCAUGUCUUUCUUGCCAGGUUUAAAGACUUUUGUUAAAUCCUUGAUUGAUUCUAAUGUCGCUCCAAUGCUAUAUGCUCCUAACCACUUGGAUAUCAACGUCGAAGAAAUCAUGGCUGCACAAGCUAAUGAUGCUAUUGGUGUAGUUGCUGUGAAUAUAGCCUCGGCUUCUGAAUUAAAGAGUUCUGAUUUCAUUACAAAUACAGUGGAUCCAUAUAUUGUAUUAAAGACUGAAAAGACUUUACCUGGUGAAGAAGCCGAAAUUCGUACUGCCAUCAAGUCUGAUAUUAGGAACCCAACAUGGCAUGAAACUAAAUACAUUUUAGUUAACACCCUAAAUCAAAAAUUAUCCUUGACUUGCGUUGACUUCAAUGAUGUUAGAAAGGAUUCAUUGAUCGGUUCAGUUGACAUAGAUUUGAAUGAGCUAUUUCAAACACCUUCUAUCGAAAAUCAAUCUUCUGAACUAUUAAUUGGGUCCAAAUCAAGAGGUAUACUGAAUUAUUCCUUGAAUUGGUAUCCGGUCAUCAAGGGUCAGAAGAAGGCUGAAAAACAAGAAGCCGACGAAGAAACUCUUGGUUUCUCUGAUGUUGAAGAUCAAGAAAGUAAUGCUAUAGACUCUGGUAUUGCAAAGAUUACUCUACAAAAGAUUACAGAAAUUAGCUCAACAACCGGUUUCACUAGUAAUUUGAGUCCUUCCGCUAAGUUGUACAUCAAUGACAAAUUAGUUAAGAGCUUUAGAACCUUGAAACGUAUUAAUGAACCUUCCUGGAAUGAGACAUUUGAAGUAUUGGUAGGCUCUAAAAUGAACUCUACCAUGACUUUGAAAGUCUUUGAUAAUCGUGGUAAAAACGAAGUUCUCUUAUGUCAAUAUUCAUCUAACAUUGAAGAUGGCUUGAAUACUUUGAAGGGUGGCAGUGAUUUCUUACGUGGUAAUCCUUUCGGUAAAAUAUACAUUGAUGCAGAAUGGAAACCAGUUGAAAUUUCUGAUAUGGUGGUGAGUAAAAGUAUGGUCAAGGACCCAAUCGGCUGUAUUAGAUUGAAUGUUGGCCAAGCUCUAGUCAAAGGAUCACUGAAGGGUAUGGGUGAUAUUGACCCUUACUUCAUGGUCACAUUAAACAGACAUCCAAAAUUUAAAUCUAAGCACUUUUCUGAUUGUAUGGAUCCGAAGUUCGAUCAAUUGGUUUAUAUCCCAGUAUCAUCAUCUCAACAAUCUUUGGGGAUAAGUCUAUUUGACUACCAAUCUGUAGGUUCAGAUAGAUUUAUUGGUCAAGUUAAUUUCGCAGUUUCUGAUAUUGUUGAAUUAGACAAAUCAACUAAAACAUAUAUUACAAAGAAGAAUCUUGCAGGUAAGAUGAUGGUUACAAAUCUGAAUGACAAGAAUAAGAAUGCAACUCCUAACACUUUGGAACUAGAGUUCUCAUUUGUUCCAACUCAAUCUGUUUACUCUCCAACUGAACUCGAAGAUGUAAAAAAGCUAGAAGCAGACUUAAAGGAAAGGAAAGCUAAAUUUGAGACCACUCAAGUAAAUAACAAGGUGGAAAUGGACAAGAACCCAGAUGAUUGGGAAGUAGCAACGAUUGCAAACCCAUUCGAAGACGAUGAAAAGAAAAUCAAUAGAAAACAGAAGUUAUCAUUCGAGGAAUUAGUAUCCAUGAAUUCUGGAAUUCUGGUUCUCCAAGUAGUAAAAGGUUCAUUGUCUAGGCCAUCAAGUUACUUGAACAUUCAUAUUGAUGAUGUGACCUUCCCAUCAUUUAUUUCAGCCAAAUUCAGAGGCAGCAGAAUGGCCAGUGAUGUUGGUUAUAUAUUUGUUCGUGAUUUGAAGUAUAGUAAAUUACUGUUCAGAGUCUCUAAGAAACAAGUCGCCAAGGACCAAGAUGAUGUUAUUUCAGAAUUGUACGUAGAUACAAUGAAGGUUCUAAAGGGUGGCUAUAACGAACCAACAAAAAUAAAUUUCAAUGGAUCUGUGUUUUCUGUACAAUGCGCAUUUUAUCCCACAGUGGAUGUUUUGCCUAUCUCUGAGACCAUUGCGGAUACUGGGUUAUUGAACUUGAAUAUUAUAUCCGGUACUGGUCUGUUAUCUGCCGAUAGGAACGGGAAAUCUGAUCCAUUUGUAACCAUUUUUGUUAACCGUCAAAAGGUUUACAAAUCUAAGAUUAUCAAAAAGUCCUUGGAUCCUGUCUGGAACGAAAGAACUUCUAUACGUAUCCCAUCCUUAAGUAGAGAUGAGUUAUUGUUUAAUGUAAUGGAUUGGGAUCGUACUGGUGAUAAUGAUGAGUUAGGUAUGGCCGUAUUUGACCUAAAAUCUAUAAAACCAAAUCAGAAUUAUUCUUGGAACUGCCCACUAAAUACACAGGGGUCAAUCAAGUUAGAAGGCACGUUUACUCCACAAUAUACCAAACCAACAAUGGAUAUUAUUGAAAAGAAUUUGACAAGUACUCCAUUUAAGGCUAUCGGUACGGUUGGUGGCGCUGGUAUGAAUGCUGCUUCAACCAUGGCUGGUGCAGCCGUAGGUAUUGCUGGUGUCGGUGCUGGUGGUAUCAAGAAGGGUGGGAGUUUACUAAAAUCAUUUGGUGGCGCCACAAUUGGAGGUACAAAAGCUACCUCUGAGAGAUUUACGGGAUCUUCUUCGAAGGCAAGAACUUCACUAGAAUACGAUGAUACUCCAAAUGUUGGUUAUGCGACUGUACAGUCGAACACCCCAUCAACUCCAUCAGGUCCAGAAACAGGUAAUCGCUCUAUUAAGGAAACCCCUAUAACUUCAGUAUCAGCUACCAGCAACGGUGGAACACCUACUGCUAUUUCCGCUAUGAGAAAGUCCAGAGCAAGUAGUUUUGCCAGAACAUUAGCUCCGAAUGGUACAUACGAAGGUACUAUCAAGAUCAUCUCGGCUGAAAAUGUUGCAAAACACGUCCAAAUCAAAGUAUCGUUAACUCAAAGUGGUAGAAUGAAGAGUUUAUAUAAGACUAGAAAUCAAAAGGUAAACGAAAAUGGUUUAGCUCAAUUUGGCGAAUCAUGUAAGUUUAAGGCAUCGCCAGAGGCAAAUAUUGUGUUAACAGCCAUAUCUCGCCAUUUGUUAGGUAAAGAUAAGGAUGCAGGUGUAGCCCAAGUUCUACUGAGUGAUCCAAAAGUUCAAGCUGGGGAGAAUUUAGCAGUUAAGAUUGGUUCAGGUCAAAUAGUUGUUCAAAUAAAUUAUGGCCAAACUGCUACUAACACAACUCCACCUCUACCAGAAGUUCCUCAAGAAUACGCUUGA